Molecule: messenger RNA, 2169 nt
Organism: Manihot esculenta (cassava)
Lineage: Eukaryota; Viridiplantae; Streptophyta; Magnoliopsida; Malpighiales; Euphorbiaceae
Product: BTB/POZ domain-containing protein POB1
Exons: 6
Coding region: 278-1933 (551 amino acids)
Biological process (GO): response to red light
Cellular component (GO): nucleus
Molecular function (GO): protein binding
Source: RefSeq, a predicted model, not a curated record
GUAGACCAAAAUUUAACUGGAACGACAAGGGCAAAUCCCAAUAUAACCCAAAUUGAAAGCAAACCGUGGACGCACGCGUAACAAAUCAACCGCUUCUGUUGUGCCAAUUUUCCUUUAAUUCACAAUUAAUGUUGCAUAAAUCCUAGCCCUAUCAUCCUCUACCCACCAUCAGCAGAUUCUCUGAUACCUCUCUCUGUUUCAGGUUGCUUUCAGUUACCUGUUUGUUAGGGUUUCAUCUCUCCUCUCUCCUUUUAUUUAUUUUGGAGAGAGUCAGUAGAUGAAAGGCUCGAACACUGAUCUUUUCGACCCCAGAACGGACAUGGAGUCGGUCUAUUCCCGUGGGGCUUCUUCUUCCGAUGGAGAUUUUGGUUUCGCCUUUAACGAUAUUAAUUUUUCUGACCGGCUUCUUCGGAUCGAGAUCAUGGGCGAGUCCCCUGAUGACAGGUCUGAUGGCGAAGGAUGCACUAGUAUUGCCGAUUGGGCUAGGCAUCGCAAGAGAAGGAGAGAAGAUAUCAAGAAGGACAAUGCUGUGGAGGUCUCUGUAGGCGCUGAGGAGCAGAUUUUAAGUUGUAACCAACCUGACAUGGAUGAUUGUCUGGGCUGUGAAAAUCAAGAUGAGGAAGCGGUGGCAAUGAUUGAAGAGUCACCUUCAGGGGAUGAAGCUGCAGAUUUUAAUGAAUCAGCCUCGAGCAUGGAUUGCUCAAGCAUUGUGAGAGUUAAAACACUACACAUCAGCUCCCCCAUUUUAGCUGCAAAAAGUCCAUUUUUCUACAAGCUCUUCUCAAAUGGGAUGAUGGAGUCAGAGCAGCGGCAUGUGACACUACGGAUCAAUGCUUCUGAGGAAGCUGCUCUCAUGGACCUUCUGAAUUUUAUGUACAGCAGUACUUUAUCUAAUACUACAGCGCCUGGUUUGCUUGAUGUAUUGAUGGCUGCUGAUAAAUUUGAGGUUGCUUCAUGCAUGAGGUAUUGCAGCCGGCUAUUGCGUAACAUGGCUAUGACGCCAGAAUCUGCUUUGCUUUAUUUAGAGCUUCCAUCUAGCGUCUUAAUGGCUGAAGCAGUCCAACCAUUGACUGAUGCUGCCAAGCGAUACCUUGCAUCUCGUUAUAGAGAUGUGAACAAGUUCCAAGAGGAGGUUAUGUCUUUACCCCUGGCUGGAAUUGAGGCAAUUUUGUCCAGUGAUGACCUGCAGGUUGCAUCAGAAGAUGCUGUGUAUGACUUUGUGUUGAAAUGGGCUAGGAUUCAAUACCCACAACCAGAGGACCGUCGUGAAGUACUAGGUCAUCGUCUAGCACGUUACAUUCGCUUCCCUUACAUGACUUGCCGAAAGCUAAAGAAAGUUUUAACAUGUAGUGACUUUGAUCAUGAUGUUGCAUCCAAGCUUGUGCUUGAGGCUCUGUUUUUCAAGGCUGAGGCCCCUCAUCGUCAACGAAUACUGGCAGCAGAGGAAUCUGCGUCCAUGAAUCGACGUUUUGUGGAGCGUGCAUACAAGUAUAGGCCUGUUAAGAUUGUAGAGUUUGAACUACCUAGGCAGCAGUGUGUGGUGUACCUGGACUUGAAGCGGGAAGAGUGCACAAAUUUGUUCCCAUCUGGACGGGUGUAUUCUCAGGCCUUCCACCUGGGUGGACAAGGAUUUUUCUUGUCAGCACACUGCAACAUGGACCAGCAAAGCUCUUUUCAUUGUUUUGGUUUAUUUUUGGGGAUGCAGGAGAAGGGGUCCGUGAGCUUUGGUGUGGAUUAUGAAUUUGCGGCCAGAACAAAGCCAACAGAAGAGUUUGUAAGCAAGUACAAAGGGAACUACACAUUCACUGGAGGCAAGGCAGUUGGAUAUCGAAACUUAUUUGCAAUCCCAUGGACUUCCUUUAUGGCCGAAGAUAGUCUCUACUUUAUAAAUGGCGUCCUGCAUCUGAGAGCAGAGCUCACGAUCAGGCACUGAUACAAAGAAAGCUUCCUGCUCCAGAAGCUCUAACCCUCUUGUUUUCCUACUCAGCUUUAACCAAGAAUGAAAUGUAAUAAGUAGGCACCAUGCGUGAGCUAGUUUUGGUUGGGAAGUUGAAACAUAAUUAGAAAUGUUCCUUUAUUCCUUUCAAUAUGUAGGGAAAUGUAAAUGCGGUUGGAUGCACGAGGGAAUGUUCUGACCGGUUUAUUCUUAAAAAUGCGAUUUAAGGGUCA